CUUGAAGCACUCAAAUGAGCACGCCGCAGCAAACAUCUCCUGCCCGAGACGUCCUGACGCAGCCCGAUUUGCGUGAGCUCAUACUCGCAUACCAAUACGGCGUGCCGUGCUCACUCCAGCACAUGUUCCAGCUCUACUACGCCAAGCUCGACCAAAUGCAAUACCAAGCCCACCCCGCGCUCAAGCAAAUGCAAGAUCCACUGCGCAUGCGCGGGUACCUCCUCUGCCGCCUUCUCGAGGACAAUUACUGCGACCUCGCGCACACCUUUCUCGACACCUUCCCAGACGACGACGAUAUCCAAAUUCCAAAAAGCAUCUCGAUCCUGACCCGCAACACGAUCGACAAUGCGGUCCGCGCGCGCAACUUGCCGCUCGUGAAGCGGCUCCACGCAAGACCGGCCAUUGGCAUUUGCUCGCAGCUCGCGAUGGACGCGGCGGCGGCCAACGGCGACCUUGAGAUUGUUCAGUUCCUGCACGUGCAUCGCAGCGAAGGCUGCUCGCGCGUUGCGUUCAAGAAGGCAAAGAAGCACCCGGCCGUCCUAACCUUCCUCAAAGCAAAUCGCCCACAGGACGAGCACCGUGUGGAGACGCGUCUUCGCAUGACGCCGGAUUUUGGCCACACAGAGAUGGGUAACUGCGUUGUGCAAUAGCCUAUAUAGUACAAUAUUUCAAUGUUGCACCGAA
This is a messenger RNA of Saprolegnia diclina VS20, 684 nucleotides long. RefSeq lists its product as hypothetical. NCBI's taxonomy places the organism in Eukaryota, Oomycota, Saprolegniomycetes, Saprolegniales, Saprolegniaceae. Gene Ontology annotation, molecular function: protein binding. The record is from RefSeq and is a predicted model, not a curated record. The transcript has a single exon. The coding region runs from base 15 to 650 and encodes 211 amino acids.